AUGGUCGACUCUCCACAGAACGGCACCACAGACUUCAUGAUCACACUCGCCACUUCGACCCCAGAACCUCCCUUUGCCGUCGGCAAGGUCGGUGUCUGGAAAGAGCAGGAAAUCGGGUUCUUCCUAGCUCGAAAAUAUUGGGGAAAGGGCAUUGCGCGAGAAGCGCUUGACGCUUUGAUCCCAUACCUAUUUGGAGAGGCAGGAAUGAGCGAGAUCACCGCGGACGUAGACCCAGAAAACGAGGCGUGCAUUAGGCUAUUGAAAAAGGUUGGGUUUGUGGUCAACGGGUCCGAGAAGAGAACAUACAAGGUUGCGGAGAAGUGGUGUGACAGUCUGUAUAUGUUAUUGAAGAGAGAAAAAUGGCGAGAAAAGGGCCGACCAAUGUGA
Molecule: messenger RNA, 387 nt
Organism: Fonsecaea erecta
Lineage: Eukaryota; Fungi; Ascomycota; Eurotiomycetes; Chaetothyriales; Herpotrichiellaceae
Exons: 1
Coding region: 1-387 (128 amino acids)
Molecular function (GO): acyltransferase activity, transferring groups other than amino-acyl groups
Source: RefSeq, a predicted model, not a curated record